Podarcis lilfordi (Lilford's wall lizard) is the source of this 20745-nucleotide messenger RNA. The record is from the annotation of a GenBank genome assembly. NCBI's taxonomy places the organism in Eukaryota, Metazoa, Chordata, Lepidosauria, Squamata, Lacertidae.
AUGGUGCUUCUUCUUCUUCUUUGGCGAUCACCUGUAGCUGAGUAAGAUUGCCUUCCAUAAACAUGGUUUUAACAAUGAGUUCGUAAGCGGCUGUGGAGGCCAAUUCUGGAUCCACACGUCCUUCCACAGUGGGGACAUUGGUUUCCGGACAGGAGUUGAUCGCGGUGUGGAUUUGCCAAGUGUGCCUUCCUCUUAGCACGUUGCUCCCUUUCGUCCUGAGUUUGAGCGUCUUCAAAGUCCAUGACACUGGCUUGCAGGCCAGUGUAUCCCAGUUGUCGGUGUUUAUACUACAUUUUUUUUAGAUUUGCCUUGAGAGAGUCUUUAAACCUCUGUUAUUGACCACCAGCAUUACGCUUUCCAUUUUUAAGUUUGGAAUAGAGUAGUUGCAUUGGAAGACGAUAAUUAGGCAUCCGCACAACAUGACCAGUCCAGCGAAGUUGAUGUUGAAGAAUCAUUGCUUCAACACUGGUGAUCUUUGCUUCUUCCAGUACACUGGAAUUAGUCCGCCUGUCUUCCCAAGUGAUGCAGAUAAAUGAACACAGGGCCUCAACAUCAACUGUUUAGUGCAUUAUUUGGUGCAUUAUUAUUGCUCUGUGCCCUGGCGCAUUUUGGUUAUUGCUUUGAACUAAGCUGGGUGGCGCUGUGGGUUAAACCACAGAGCCUAGGGCUUGCUGAUCAUAAGGUCGGCAGUUCGAAUCCCCGCAACGGGGUGAGCUCCCGUUGCUCGGUCCCUGCUCCUGCCAACCUAGCAGUUCGAAAGCACGUCAAAGUGCAAGUAGAUAAAUAGGUACCACUCCGGCGGGAAGGUAAACGGCAUUUCUGUGCACUGCUCUGGUUCGCCAGAAGCAGCUUAGUCAUGCUGGCCACAUGACCCAGAAGCUGUACGCCGGCUCCCUCGGCCAAAAUAGCAAGAUGAGCGCUGCAACCCCCGAGUCGUCUGCGACUGGACCUAACGGUCAGGGGUCCCUUUACCUUUACCUUAAGCUCCUUUAUAUCUCUCUGUCUUUUGUAAUGGGUGUCUUUACAUGUUUGUAAGCCACCUUGAAUCUCCACUUGGGGAGAAAGGUGGGGAUAUAAACGUUUUGAAUAAGAAGAGGAACUUUAAUCCAUUCGCCUCAGGGGCGGAACCUUCCUUGCCCGACUUCGCGAGGCAACCGGGGACGGUUUGCCGUUGCACACUUCGGCUUCCUCCCUGCCGCCGGCAAGAUGGCGGCGCCCGCGUUGAGAUGCUGCUGGAGGACAGGUGAGAGCUGAGAAGUGGGGCGGCUGCUUUCUGUGUCCCCCCCCCAGCCCCUCCUCGAAAUAUUUUAGGGCUGAGGGUCUCUUUUCCCGAGAGCCGGCUCCCAUUGAGGUCGGUGCAUGUGGGUUUUAGGUGAGAGAGGCGUCCCCGCUUCCCCGGUCCUGGAAAACGUGCUUUGUUUUGGGGUUUGUUUGGGGGGUUUUGUGUGUGCUUGGUCUCCCUUUUGCGAGGUUUUAAGACAGAAGGCGCCGUAGUUAGCAGGGUCUUCUGCUCCUCCACUUGUAAGCAAAACCCCAGAGAACUCAAAUGGGACUUACUUCUAAGUAGACGUAUAUAGCACUGCCAGGGCUGCCAGAAAAGGCGGCAGAGAAGCAAUUGUUUCCAGCAAUAAGGGCUUGGAUUGCAUUUAUGUACAAAUAAGCUGUAAACAGAUAAGAGCAUUGGUAGGAUUAUUGAAACAACCUGCAGUUUUAUAAGAGUAUACAGUAUGUUUAAAGCGGAUGAACAAAUGAGCAAAUUGAGUUAAUUUGGAUAUGCAGAAAAUAUUUUCAAAAAUAAAUUUAAGGAACCCCAGAAAGAGGGUUUUGAAAUGUUUAAAAUGAUCGUAAAAUUAUUGAAAUGUACAAGAUUGAAAAUCGUUUUAAAAAAUUGGAAUGCAUUUAUUUAUUUAUUUUACUUGAUCAGAUUUAUACACUGCUCGAUUGUCAAACCAACCAACCAACCAACCUCGAAGCGGUUUACAAUAAGAGAAAACAAAAGAAAGGUUCGCCACACUGCUUUAAAGCAUGCAAAAGUUUAUGAAAGGCUUGUAGGGAAAGACGUGUGUGAGGAUCAGUAUAGUAAUGGAAUUUUCAUUUCAUUUCAUUUAUUAAAUUUGCAUACUGCCGCUCAACCGGAGAUCACAAGGUGGUUCACAACAUAAAAAGACGUAAUGAGAUACUCUUUGUUUUGCUGGGAUUUUUCUUCUUCUUCCAGAGCCAGGUUUUGGUUUCUCUUCCCUAAAUUAAUGGAAUGUACUGUUAAGGUGGGACGCGGGUUAAACCACAGAGCCUAGGACUUGCUGAUCAGAGGUCGGUGGUUCGAAUCCCCGCGACGGGGUGAGCUCGCGUUGCUCGGUCCCUGCUCCUGCUAACCUAGCAGUUUGAAAGCAUGUCAAAGUGCAAGUAGAUAAAUAGGUACCUCUCCAGUGGAAAGGUAAACGGCGUUUCCGUGCGCUGCUCUGGUUCACCAGAAGCGGCUUAGUCAUGCUGGCCACAUGACCCGGAAGCUGUACGCCGGCUCCCUCGGCCAAUAAAGCGAGAUGAACGCUGCAACCCCAGAGUUGGUCAUGACUGGACCUAAUGGUCAGGGGUCCCUUUACCUUUACUAUUAAGGUACUGUAGUUUGUUCUUGAGAACCCUAUGGCGGCAUUAUACCAUAUGAGUGGUAGUGUUAAUUGCUGCACACUGUGUUUAGUCACUUACCUAAAAGGACUAAAGUUGGUGAAUCAAUCAUGAUUUUUAUAUGUGGUGGCCCAUAACUUGCAUUGAACUUGGAAGGGUCCCACACCGGAACUCGGGCUGAUAACUUUAGCAUCAAUAAGUUUCAUUAAAAUACGAACAUGAGUUAGAAUGGUGCAUGAGUUAAAUACCACACUUUACAUGCCAUAUUCCUAAUAGGUGUACUCAAUGUAACCACCCCUCAGGUAGUUGGGUUGAGCUCCCUAGCGCUAGAGUUACUUCUUUAACCUGGAAAACAUCCCAUAUCAUAGCACAUUUUUGCUUACUGAUGGACCAACUCAUUCUAUCUAAGCAGCCAAAUGGAUUUUGAUGACUGGAGUAAAAACAGUUAUUCUCUAGAUUCUAACAUAACUCAAUGAAAUAAGAAACCUUUUGGUGUUAUCAUUUCUGGCAGCAGACUGAAUGCUCCUCUACACAAAAAGUUCCUUUCAGAAAGAAGACUAGGGAAGAAUGUGUUCUAACUUAGCCUCAAACAUGACAUUUCGUUUUCUGUGUGGAGGCAUGUUUUAAUGGAUGAACGUUCAGAUAUGUGAGCACCCAUCUGCAGUCAAGAGCGGUGAAGACCAGAGAAAUAAGUGAGAACUGUACCAGAAAUCUCUCUAGUUGGAAGCAUAAACCAUUGAUUUCAACAAAUUUUACUUCCAAGUAAGGCUGUGUACAUAUUACCAGCUUAAAAUGCAGUUAAAGGUAAAGGGACCCCUGACCGUUAGGUCCAGUUGUGGCCGACUCUGGGGUUGCGGCGCUCGUCUUGCUUUAUUGGCCGAGGGAGCCGGUGUACAACUUCUGGGUCAUGUGGCCAGCAUGACUAAGCCGCUUCUGGCAAACCAGAGCAGCAAACGGAAAUGCCAUUUACCUUUCCGCCGGAGCAGUACCUAUUUAUCUACUUGCACUUUGACGUGCUUUCGAACUGCGAGGUUGGCAGAAGCUGGGACCAAGCAACGGGAGCUCACCCCGUCGCGGGGAUUCGAACCGCCGACCUUCUGAUCGGCAAGUCCUAGGCUCUGUGGUUUAACCCACAGCGCCACCCGCGUCCCAAAAUGCAGUUAGGUUGUUCUUUUUCUUAGUUUACUUCAAAGCUCAUCAAAAUGCAGCAUAUAGUAAGAAAUGACCGGAUAGAUGCAGUAUAAAUAUAAAUUCUGACUAAUGUGUGUGCACUCCUUCCCAAAUCAGUGGUGGAGAGAAGUACGUAGGCAGCUCAAGCGUGCUCGGUCCUGAACCUUACAUAGGCCUUUUGGUGUCACAUUUAAUCUAUACUGUACUUUUGUUUGGAACUGUUUUAUUUGUUGUUAUAAUUGUGUAAUUAUAUUGUUAUAACAUGCAGUGGGAAAAUACGGUGCAAGGAGGGUAAGAAAUCAUAUAUCCUUGGAAUCACUAAAUGCAAAGGCCUAUUAAUGCCAGUUCUGUCACAUAACUUCGUUUGCAGCUUUGCUGAUUCCUGGCUCUCAUUAGCAUGGUUUCUCUCUCCCCCCCCCCCCCGUCUUUCAACAGUUUCAGCUCAGUGCCCUAGCCGUAUUUUCCCCAGAAUUGGUCAGCAUUCUGCAGUGCUUCCCAGUUUUGCCAGUUUGCUGAUUUCCAAUAGACACUAUGCUGCAAAGUAAGUAAAUAACUUUUAUUUCUUUUAAACUUACUAAUAAAAGACACUUGAAAUCAAAGUAUAAAUAGCAACAUUGAAUAGGUUCAGGCAAGCAUGUCACUGGUAGCUGAGUUCAGAAAGGCAACCUGUUUCUGGGGCAGGACUCGGUCCCCAAGAUCUCCCCAUACUUUUCAUUUAAUUUUUUAAAAUUGUUUUCAUAUCUGUUCUUUUAAUUGUUGUUUUGUUUGUAUUGUAGUUAGGGUCCUUAUUACAUUGCAGAGCAGUGGGAGAGAGAGGUGGGAAAAUAUUGUUAAAAAGGUGUAGUACAUCAGUGUAUUCAAAUCUGAAUUGCUAAAUUGUGUUAUUAGUGAUAUUAUGGUUUUUGUUGUAUGUGUCUUUUGCGGUUGAUUUUUGUAUCGAAAAAAUGAUUAAUUUUUUUUUAAAUAAAAAAAAGGAUAUAGAUUUUCUUCUCAACAAAAUAAGAGAAUGAUGUGACACAUUUGCGGGUCCCAAUCUGCUAGUUGAAGAUUAGUGCUAGACAAUUGGUUUUAUUUCUGGGUGUGAUUGAAGAAAGAGAACCUAUUAUCUGGGGGAAAGUUUAAAAAUAAAGUAUCCAAGGGGAAGGAAAAGCAGUGAGUUCAAAACCUGGCAGGCAGUUUUCUAAAACAAAGCAGCCUCCAUGGGCACCUUGAAAUGUUUUGCUACGGAUUGAGGCAGCUCUCCUGUUUUAGUUCCACCUUCCAGCCAUCAGAAACAUGUGUUUUUAUAGUAAGUGUAUUGAGCUGGGCUCUUUUAUUUAUCACUUCCAUUUCCUUAAAGAAAAGAGAAAAAACCCAGAAGGGACCCCAAAAAGAAGACCGCAGAAUCAGAGCCCAAGAAAAAAAAGGACCCUUACACAUUUCCCUUGCCAAGUGAGCCAAAGGACGAUGUUUAUUUGACGUGGUGCUAUCAAAGGCCAGUUUAUGAGGCAGAAGUGGCUUUAGAGAUGUUGAAGACGUUUCAGCAACUGGACUUCACUUCCCCCAAGCAGCACGUUUACAUCGAUAUGACCCUGGACAUGGCAAUGGCGAAGAAGGUACGCUGGGAAAGCUUCAUAGUUUGCAAGUACUGUAUUAGUGGCUGCUUUCCUUUAUAACUGAAAUUAUUUCUGGGACUUUGAAAGUUAGUUUGUUUUUUAAAACACUCAGUGCAAUUUUUCGAAGUUGUUCAUUCAGACAUGAUGCCCGAAGAAGGGCUCCCAAAACGUUUAGCUGAAAUAUCUUCACUUGGAAUUUAAAAACUUGCACUGAAUUGCGAGUUCUGCCCCUCUCUGCCCUGGGCCUUCAUUCCACUGGGGAGACCUUUGUCUAAAUUUGUGUCAGUGCAAUUAUCGAUGCAAAAAUGCUGUUGGAAGGAGAAGCAAAGGCGAGGUGGAAGCCUCUAGUCAUCCAGGAUAUUUUCUGAAACACGCCACAGAAUGUUUGGCUUGUGGUGAUGAUCUUUGAAGAGGAUUAUAGGGAUAUUUUCAGGGGCUUCCUUCAGCUCAUAGAAGCUAGUUGAACAGUUAUUUGGACCUUGACUAUCGUGCAUUUUAUGUAUAUUUUAAAUAGUUUUUAAAAAUCUUAAUGUGGUUUCUGUGCACCUGAAAAGAAAUACAGAGCACAUAUCUAAAUUUUGGACCAACUUGCCUUUGUCAACUAAGUAAAUUUAUUUUGCUGAAUUCAAUAAUGUGAGGCUUUUCAAUUUUGCUUGUUUGCUUUGGCACCUUUCAGAAACCUUUGGAACCAUUCGUUGGUACGGUUCGUCUGCCUCACCAUUUCACAGAUGACAUCCAUAAGGUCGUAGUAUUCACAGCGGUGAGUUACAGCAUGUUGCUGCAAUGCCUCCUUGGGUUUGUAUGUAUAGGUUAGUCAGGCAAGUGUUUUGAGGCAGUGGCCUCGAUGCCACUCUUGCAGAAUCUAGCAGAUAUCUCACCGUUUUGGAUAUAUCCGGAAGGUUUUCUAAAUGUAUAUUUUAUUCUCCGUGGUGUGUGUUUGGUACAGUGUGUUCUAGAUUAUGAUGUUCCUGAGAAGACUUGAGCCAGAGCUUGAUCUUGGAAUGGGUGAAGUGAUUGUUGACAUUUCCAUUCCACCUUAAGGAGCAGACGUGUGGAACAGUUGCGUGUCACAUGUCUGUUUACAUUCCAUCACAGCUUGCUGGGAACUUCCGUUGUGUAUAGCUUUUGUGGUUCUCUCUGAGACGACGAGAGAGAGAGACGACAUGUUUCUUUGUCCUGAUUUAUGAUGCUGUAGUUGUAGUAUCCUUCCAGAAGCCUCACGCCUAUUCUGGUGUGCGCAGUUCUAUCUGCUGAUAGUGUGCCCUGGCUGAGUAAGCCCGGGUUGCUGAUUUACAUUGGAGCAAAGGUGAUGGUCUUCGCAGCGGGACAGCUGGAAGGAGACGGCCCAGCUGGGGCUAGCCAGCUGGCCUCCCAGCCGUCUGCAUGCUGACAGUGAUAUCAGAGAAUGUUCAAAGUACUUCACAUCCAUAACCCCUUACAACAGCCCUAUUAAGUGGGACUGGGCAGAAGGAAAACCGGAGUCUGCUGGUGGACCUGUCAAAUAGCCAGCAGAUCAUCCUGGUUCUGUUGGGUGCUGUGAUUCCUGCAAAAUAUGCUCAAUUAACUUGACCUUUGGCCAUCCAAGGCACUUUUUAAAGCAUUAAUGCAUGCUCAAGAUUUCUAACUGCUUAGCUGAUACCUCAAGAGAUCAUGGCCGUGCCCAUUGUGCCCAUCCAACUUCUGGUGCACUCAUUGGGGUCACCCAGUCAAAACACACCUAUAACUUAGCCAGAGGGGAGGGGGUCUGCAUUUCCUACCUAGCAGCACCUCCACCUGCCUAAGAAAGCCUUGAAGAAAUGCCAGCUGUAUGGGAAAAUAUCUAGUGCUCCUAUUGUCUUCAUUCUGAACUUUCGUUUCCUUACAGGAUGCAGAGCAAGCUGCUCUAGCAAGAGAAAAUGGAGCUACAUUUGCAGGAGGGACUGAAUUAAUCAAGCCGGUAAUUAACAGAUGACAUUAAUUAAGUACUGUGAGAAGACCUAAAGAAAAGUAGAAAGCAUCUACGUAAUCUGAAAUCAGUUCUUUUAAUCUUUCUCACUUUUGAUCAUUUGUAUCUUGUCUUGCGGGAGAAACCCAUUCAGAUAGGUGGAGUAUAAAUAAAAUUAUUAUUAUUAUUAUUAUUAUUAUUAUUAUUAUUAUUAUUACAAGCAGCCAGGUUGCUGCCAUUCAAAAGAGUCCACUGCCAGAACCUACUGAGAUACAUGUAUUAUGUUACUUCCUGCUCCUUUUUUUGAGAUCACAUUUCUCCCCAGUAUAGCUACCCUUAUCAUUGUUUGUGGUGCCACUCAAGGCUGCUGUAAUUCUGGAGGUACUAGGAAGGCAAACAGGAUCCCACAACUUCAGAAGGUUAGAAUCUAAAGUAUAUUUUCAGAUUCCUUAUAAGUGCAGAGAUAUAUUGGCAUCAAGGGUCUCCUGAAGUUGUUGCAGAACAGAAUUUUAAAGUCUGUUAUAAAUUCCCUUAAAAUGUACCUCUUCUGGGUUUUGUGUGUAUGUGCAUAUGUUUCUUUUAAGGGAUUCUGCCAACUGAAAUGAAGAUAUAUUUGUAAUUUUCUAAUUAUUGGCUCAAAUUGAUGCAUGUAUGUCAGGACGGGUUACCCAAGAUUUGCCCAGACACCGAGGUCCACCUCCAAGGGCCUUUUGGUGGUUCCCGCAUUCUGAGGAGUGAAGUUAAAGGAAACCAGGCAGAGGACAUACUCAGCAAUAGCACCCACCCUGUGGAAUGCCCUCCCAGCACAUGUCAAGCAGAUAAAUAACUAUACAACUUUUAGAAGACAUCUUUUAGAAGCCCUGUAUUAGGAAGUUGUUAAUGCUUGACGUUUGUUUACCAUGUUUUUAUAUGUUCUAGAAGCCACCCAGAGUGGCUGGGGAAACCCCAGGCCGAUGGGCGGAGUAUAAAUGAUAAAAUUAUUAUUAUUAAAAUGUGUUCUCAGCUGAAUAGUUGCAUCUCUCUGUUUCAGAGUUUAGAUUAGAACAAAUGAUUCAGCAUUUUGAUUUCUUGGUUGGGUGUUUUUCCAGAAUGAGGAUGCCUCCUGCGAACCAAAAAAAUAGAAUUUCAAAUAUUUGUAUAUACAGAUUGCUUUAGCCUCUUUGGCUCAUGCCAGAGUAGGACCUUGACAUGCUGUGAUAUUGUUAUGUCUUGAAAAUUAUUUAGCCAAUUGUGCUGCAAUUUUCACAUGGAGAAACUUGCUGUCUUUCGAUUUCAGCAAAUGCUGUCCCUGGUUGUAGUGGGAAUGUACUGUAAUAUUCCCUACAAGCUACACAUUAUGAGACAGAAAAUAGAGGCCGUUCCACUUCACUUUUUUUUUUUGUCCUAGAACUGAGAGUGCACAAAGUAAAUAUUUGCCUCAGCUGCAGAAUGAUCAUGAACAUUGUGGUCAUUUAUGCAGAAGCAAAGAAAAAGCAGCCCUCCUGCUUUCAAAUGAAAAUAAAUGCCCUUCUUUUUGCACUAGCAUUGUCUGAGUAUUAUUGAAGCUUAUAUGUUAGAUUGCCAUCUUGACAAAUCAUUAAAUAUUUGUCUCCAACACGGGGUAGUUGCGUAUCUGAUAAAGUAGACCAAACCCUUACUACUUUAUGUGUAAGAAACACGUUCUUGCUGCCGUUUGUAGCCGUUGAAAAAGUUAUCGUCAGCUUCUGAAUGUUAUGACUUCUGGCCUUGAUGCUAAGCUUUGAACUUUAAGCGAUAUAUUUGCAUCAUUGCUUUCAUGGGAGGGGUAAGUGAAUCCCCACUGGGAGACCGUCUCAUGAAGGACAUUGAUAUAGGAGCAGCAAAAAACAAGGAAGGAAACGUAGGUCCAUCUGAGAAACAGCAGCUAAACAGAACUAGCAUGGGAAAGGGCUGUUGUGCAUGGCCUGGUGCUAUGAUUAUCCUGUUUUAAAGAGGAUGCAGCUCCCAGCUUUGCUUCAGCAUGAGGACAAAUGUAAAGGUAAAGGGACCCCUGACCAUUAGGUCCAGUCGUGACCAACUCUGGGGUUGCGGCGCUCAUCUCGCUUUAUUGGCCGAGGGAGCCGGCGUACAGCUUCCGGGUCAUGUGGCCAGCAUGACUAAGCCGCUUCUGGCGAACCAGAGCAGCGUACGGAAACACCCUUUACCGUAUUUUUCGCCCCAUAGGGCGCACCGGACCAUAGGGCGCACCUAGUUUUGGGAGGAGGAAAACAAGAAAAAAUUAUUCUGAAUCCCAGAAGCCAGAACAGCAAGAGCGAUCUGGCUUCUGGAAUACCGUGUGGCUGUUCUGGCUUCUGGGAUAACCACGCCAAGCCUCUUCAGGGCAGCGGGAUGAAGGCUUCCCCUGCCCGAAGAGGCUGCGCAGGGCUAAGGCAGAAGCCAGGACAGGCGCGUCGCUUCAGCGAAGCUGGAGAAGGAACAGAAGGAGACCCUUCUGUUCCUCCUCGGGCUUCCAGGACAGGUGCAUCGCUCAAGGGGCGCUGUGCCUUCUCUCUCUCUUCGCAGCGCCUCUCCUUCACAGAAGAGGUGCUGCGCAGAGAGGGAGAAGGUGCGGCGCCCUUCAGCGGUUCUCUUCCUCCUCUGGCUUCGCAUGACAGGCGUGUUGCUGUGAAGCGGGAGGAGGAACAGAAGGAGUCCCUUCUGUUCCUCCUCCGGCUUCGCAUGACAGGCGCUCGCAGUUCUCUCUCUCUGCGCAGCGCCUCUCCUUCACAGGAGAGGCGCUGCGCAGAGAGGGAGAAGGCGCAGCGCCCCUUCAGCGAAGCUGGAGAAGGAACAGAAGGAGACCCUUCUGUUCCUCCUCUGGCUUCCAGGUCAGGCGUGUCGCUGCGAAGCCAAGGAGCCUGCAUUCACUCCAUAGGACACACACACAUUUCCCCUUCAUUUUUGGAGGGGGAAAAGUGCGUCCUAUAGAGCGAAAAAUACGGUACCUUCCCGCUGGAGUGGUACCUAUUUAUCUACUGGCACUUUGACGUGCUUUCAAACUGCUAGGUUAGCAGGAGCAGAGACUGAGCAACGGGAGCUCACCCAUCGCGGGGAUUCGAACCGCUGACCUUUUGAUCAGCAAGUCCUAGGCUCUGUGGUUUAACCCACAGCGCCACCCGCGUCCCACAGGACAAACAUAGCUACCACAUUUUCGUCCUUGUUACCUUUGUGCAAGGAUGAGAAGCUCGUGGCCCAUCCCACGUUGCCAGACUACAGCUCCCAUCAUCCCUGACUAUUGCCCAUGCUGGCCGGGGCUGGUGGGAGUUGAAGUCCCCUAGAGGACCACAGCUUCAUCUCUUCUCUCUCCCCCGCUUGCUCUUCUUCGGCCUAGCAAGGAAGUAAGGAGGCAAAUUGGGUGUUCGUUUUUUUUAUUACAGUGAAUGCUUGGGUUGCGAACGUGAUCCGUGUGGGAGGCACGUUCGCAACCCGCAGCGCCGUGUCUGCACACACGGGGGUUGUAAUUUGGUGCUUCUGCGCAUGCGCAAAGUGCGAUUUAGCACUUCUGCGCAUGCAUGAUCGCCGAAACCCGGAAGUAACCCGUUCCGGUACUUCCAGGUUUUGGUGCGUCCGUAACCCGAAAAAACGCAACCUGAAGCAUCUGUAAACCGAGGUAUGACUGUAUUGACUUUUGCUAGACUUAAUUUCUAAAAGGGACAUAAGCUCAAAUCAUAAUAAUCUUUUCUUCUUUCCUGCCAGAUUUUGGAUGGUGAAAUCAAGGCAGAUUUUUAUGUUGGCGUGCCGACGAUGUCAUCCAAGAUUACUCCUCUAAGGGGGAUGCUGAAGCAAAGGUUCCCAAGGACCAGAAAUGGUGAGGGUCAAAAUUUUAGUGAGCAUGCUGUGUCUCCUUAAGAAUGUAAGGCUACAACACUGUAGACACUUGCGUGAGUGUAACCUUCCUUUCCAGUAAUUAUAUCUGAGGUUUUUCUGUAGGAAGCAUUUUCAACUUUCAACAAACCCCAUAAAGCAGGUGUGAAAUCAGCUGCAGACACACCCGAUAAUGUUCCACGAGCCACAUCGAUAGGCCGAUUUAUUAGGCUGUCUGUCAUCAUGCUUUUUAUUAUGUUCUUAUCAUGUUUUUAGCAUUGAUGUUCUGUAAUGUGUUUUUAAGGUUGCACACUGCCCUGGGAUAUUUUGAUAAAGGGCAUUAUACAAAUUGUAACAGCGACAACAAUCGGAUAUGCAGUUGUUGCACAGGAGGCAGGCCAGGAGCAGGGAGUCUGUGGCCCUCCAGAACUGCAACUCCCACCACUCCUAAACAUGGGAGUUGUAGUUCAGCAAGAUCUGGAAGGCCUAAAGGUCUCGGCCUCCAUUUGUUAAGCCUUUGAGGAGUCACGGGACUCUUCCUGCAAAAGGCUUAGCACAGGGGACGGGGCGGGAACGGGGAAUUUCCACUGCACUUGUGUGGAAGUUUCUCUGUGAUUUAGUUGAAUGCAACCCUAAGCCUUAAUGGUGAUUAGCUGCCGCAGCGUAAGGGUGCUGAGAGAAUCCUGCAGAGCAAGGAGUGGUUGUAAAAGGGAUCAAGGGGGCAGGAUACCCCUUCUUCCUCAGUGGAGCCCUUGUCCUCUAGGGAUCAGGCAAGAAGAAGUGGAGGUCAGCUGUUGGGCUGCAUUGCAAGAUUUUAAACAUGAAUGCCAGUUCCUCCCCCCGUUACCUAGAUUGGGAACCUGCUCAACUUGCAAAUGUUGGCCAUAGCAAGGCUUUGCCGUGCAGACAGGGAAUGAUACUCUAAGGGACAUGGGUGGCGCUGUGGGUUAAAGCACAGAGCCUAGGACUUGCCGAUCGGAAGGUCGGCGGUUUGAAUCCCCUCGACGGGGUGAGCUCCCGUUGCUUGGUCCCUGCUCCUGCCAACCUAGCAGUUCAAAAGCAUGCCAAAGUGCAAGUAGAUAAAUAGGUACCGCUCCAGCGGGAAGGUAAAUGGCGUUUCCGUGUGCUGCUCUGGUUCGCCAGAAGCGGCUUAGUCAUGCUGGCCACAUGUACGCUGUACACCGGCUCCCUCGGCCAAUAAAGCGAGAUGAGCCGCAACCCCAGAGUCGGCCAUGACUGGACCUAAUGGUCAGGGGUCCCUUUACCUUUACUAAUGAUACUCUGCAUACAGGUCCCCACUGUGGCGUGUGACGUGCUUCUCAGCCUCACCAAAGAAUGCCUGUUGACACACAGCUCUGUUUGUCCUGCAGCAUUUGUCUUGACACCUCCCUUCACCUCUUUCCCCAUUUUGAACUAGGUUCACUCAGUUACGACAUUCUCCAGAUGCUCGAGUUCUUUAAAGUGUGCCACGAAUACGAAGUGGAGAACGGUAACCUCAUCCACACACCCAUCGGAAUGGUAAGUUUCACAAGGGAUUUUGGCAGCCUGUCCAGCCGAAUUCGAGCCGUUGUUAAUCAUUUACCAAAAGUACGCACAGGUACACAGCUUUCGUUCUUCGUUUGCUCCGUUGCAUUUCAGGAACACUUCGAAAUGGGUCAUCCCACAGGACAGUCAGUUAGGAGGGAAAGUCUGCAAAUCAUUACCCUCUGCUAACGUAAGAGGUUUCCUUUCUGAAUACACCAGAAAGCAAGGUUUACAUUACGUUUGCAAGGAGCAGCCCCUUAAUAAUAUACAUUAAUAGCCUGCCCUGUCCUAAAAGCCCAGGGUGGGUAGCAAACUGUCAGUAUUUCUCAGAUUAUGGGAUAGUCCCCUGGGCAGCGGGGGGUGGUGACUCAGUUAUCUGAGUGGAUUUGCCUCUGUAAAACAUAAUGUACAAAAUGGCAUUGGAAUGCAGUGUCGAGGUGACAUUCAGCAACAGCCUAGUUGCAAUACCUGGCAGAAAACUAUGUGUUCUAAAAAUCGGAUUGUCAGCUAGUUAAAGAAAUCUUAGUGACUUUAAUCAUAUGCCUUUUAAUUUAAUAAAGCUACACAUGAAUAAAAAGCAAGACACAUACUUUGUUUGACAGUGUACCAGUGCUUUGUGGCCCGUCAGCUUAGACGAGGCACUUCCACUCACAGGAAGACAGAGUCAGCUGCUUGCGUUUCUAAAAUACAUUCUGUAUAUUAAAAACAAUUUUGUGUUCAGAUCUGCUUGGCCACCUGUGGAUCUGGCGAGUGCCAGAAAUAUACAGUCAUACCUCGUGUUGUGUCCGCUUCAGGUUACGUGUUUUCGUGUUGUGACCUGCGGCAGUACCAGAAACGGUUACUUCCAGGUUUUGCUGCUUGCACGUGUGCGGAAGUGCUAAAUCGUGCCGUGCGCAUGCUCAGACACAGCGCUUCGGCCUGCGUCAGUUCCAUGUUGCGGACGGGCCUCCAGAACAGAUCCUGUCCGUAACACGAGGUUCCACUGUAGUUGGAACUCUAUGGGAAAGUCUUCAGAGUUUCCAAGAUGAGAUUGUCAGUGUGGCCACAUACGUGAGUCUGAAGCGAGGGAAGAGAGAGAGCUGUUCUCCCUAUUUGCUGCUUCUCAGUGGCCUAGGGCACAGGGGAACUCUCCUAUGUGCCUACCAGAAAGCACAUUUUUUUUGAAGAAAUAUUUAUUUAGUGGCUGGGCUAGGAUGAAGAACCUCCCAUUUACUCCCUAAAGGCACUCCACUGUCAGAGGCUUUGAAUACCAGUUGCUGUGAAUCACCAGUGGGAAAAGGGUCCUGCUUUCGGGUUUCCCAUAGGCAUCAAAUUGGCCACUGUGUGAAUGGGAUGCUGGACUAGGUAGGCCUUUCCCCAAUUCAGCAGAGCUCUUCUUACACUCUUGGUCUCCCCUCACUCUUCCUCUACAUCAGUGUUUCCCAAACCUGGGUCUCCAGCUGUUUUUUGGACUACAGUUCCCAUCAUCCCUGACCACUGGUCCUGCUAGCUAGGGAUGAUGGGAGUUGUAGUCCAAAAAACAGCUGUGGAGAUCCAAAUUUGGGACCCCUGCUCUACACUGGGAAAGUCUUCUGUACUAAAUCAGCCUUACAACCUGUGGCCUUUUCAAGUGUCUUUGUGUGGGAGAGAGGUAUUGCUUGCGUUUGCUAAGUGUGUUGUGGGUUUUUGUGUUUUCCAUGUUGCAAACCGCCCUGCAAAGUCUCCCAGGGCCAAUUCAGACUGCCAGCCUCAACCUCUUCCUGAACAAUACUGCCCCAAUAUUUGUGUAGGAUAGGUGUGGGGGACCUUUGGCCCUCCAGAAGUUGCAGAACUGCAACCCUAGUCAUCCCAGGCCAUUGGCUACAUGCUUGCUGGGGCUGAUAUGGGAGAUGUAGUUCAUCAAAACCUGGAGGGCUGGUGGUUUCGCCACAGCUGAUGCUCCAUGUCAGUCCUCAGCCCUUUGUUGAUGAGAUGCUAUGGAAUGUUCACAAACAGUUUUGCUUGCAGAUGAGAAUUUUACAAUCCAUGGCUGAUCUUUGUGCAGUAUGUAUUUUUCUCUCAAUACGUAUUUUAACUAAGACUGAUAGAUUGAUUUACUUCAGACCACAGCUUCUGUCUGACCAGUUUGCCUUCCUCUCCUUCCCUUUACCCCCAAGGAGAUGAUGUUUGCCCUAGGCUCCCAGGCUGCUUGUUGCAUAUUAAACCUUACAGAUUUGAUUUUAUCUGAGGACUUACAUAUUGAGAGCCAAUCACAUAGCAGGCAGCCUAAGCAGGGGGUAUAUACACCUAUAUAUUUACAGUGGUUGAGUUGGAGUACAAAUAUAUCUUUUUUCCCCACAGCCGAAUAUCUUUAAGCUAAUGACGCUAAUGGCAUUUAUGGCACUUUGCAUCUUUAAUAGAGAGGAAAAUGUCCCCCCCCCCUUUUAUUAAAAAACAAAAGCCCAGAACUCUGAUUAAAUAUUUACCCCAGCCGCUGCAGUUUUUAUUAAUCCGGGAGCGUUUAAUGUUUUCUGCUUCAUUAAUUUUGCAUUAACUUCUUUCAGCUGGAUAUGCCUAAUGAUCAGAUCGUUGCCAAUCUGGAUGCGGUUAUUAAAGACGUUUGUAAAUACAAACCUUUGAGCUAUGGUAAGCUGCUCUUCUCUUUUAGUCCCUUAAUUGACACUAAAAGCUAAUUAUAUUACACAGAUGAAUAAAGGGAGCACCUUUCUAGCACCGAGGAGGGGAAAUGACUUUAUUAUUAUUUUUAUAAAAAAAAACCCCACACAGACAAGCCCAGCAAUAAGGAACACUUAACAGGCAGCGCUAUGUCAAGAGGGAUGUACUUAAAGGAUAUCGUUAACAGUAGUAAGCCUGCUUCUUUUCUUUCAGAGGGAAGCUUUUGGAAGCUAUUUUCUCAUCCUCUUGGAAUAGUGUGUGACGUUUUCUUGGCUCCAGCCUAAUCCAGGCAGCUUUUGAAACAUCAAGCACCAUCUUUUUGCAGAUUCCUAUGGAAUGGCUUUGAAAAGUCCUAGUGCAAAUUUUGAUAUAGGUCUCUUUUAAAAAAAUAUAUAUAUAUAUAUUAUCUGAAAAGUUUAAGGUGGGAUAUGUCCCUAAAUUUGCAAGUGCUGAUAUAUAUUCAGUCCCUGUAUAGGACAGCUGCAUAUUCCUGCAAUGAUCCUCAGAGUCCCUUCCAACUCUUCUAUGAUUUAAGCAGUUUGGUUUUGCCUUAGGGAAGUCAUUUUAAAAAGAGAUCAUAGAAUCAUAGAAUCAUAGAGUUGGAAGGGACCACAAGGGCCAUCGAGUCCAACCCCCUGCCAAACAGGAAACACCAUCAGAGCACUCCUGACAUAUGGUUGUCAAGCCUCUGCUUAAAGACCUCCAAAGAAGGAGACUCCACCACACUCCUUGGCAGCAAAUUCCACUGUCGAACAGCUCUUACUGUCAGGAAGUUCUUCCUAAUGUUUAGGAUGGUGUUGGCAGUUAAGGACAUACACUUUAGGCUGGAAUCCCCAGUUCCAGCCUCAGCUUGGCUAUGAAUUUAGAUGGGGUGCCCUUGCACACACCUGCAAUAUGGGACUUUAAAGUCACUGUACUGGAUGAAACGAGAAACACUAUACAAAUGCUAAUUGGAUGGUUGUCAUUCAGCCCUUGCACCCUCUCCACUGCUAUAAAGGCUAGAGCGGCAACCCCCACUUGGCCACCUUAGCAAAUACCUUCACAUUGACCUCGUGUGAGAAAGCUGGGUGGUCCUGGGACCCAGUAGCAUCUCUAAAAAUUUCAACCAGCGUAGCCUUUGACCUAGUUCAGAAGGAGCAACCAACCAACCAAUCUGUCCAGGAAUCCACUAGAGCCUGGUCUCCCACCUUCCCCCUGCAUUCAAAGGAAAGAGAUUUAAAGCUUCUGUUUUAGAAGAAACCAUAAUUAUUAUUUUUUUGUUCAUCUGAACUUGGCAAACAGUGGUUUGUUCAAAGCAUCAUGCAUCAAGGAAGGAUGGUUUGGUAUCCUGACCUGUUAAGAAACUGUGGUUUGAACAAACCGCUGUUUAUGCCGAGUUCAGACACGACAACAAACAGUUUAUUCUAAAAUAUGAACAGCCAUGGCUCCUCCUGCCGUGCACGGAGAAGGAGGGUGCAAACCCCAGGCUCAUGCACGUAAUAAAACCCAUGGUUGGGUGUGACAUUUAUACGGGGCCUCUAUACUCCAUUGUCCUGGAGAUUUCUGCCUGCUGUUCCUUUGCCCUUUUCCAGCUAAUAUAGGAUAGGCACCAAGAAUAAAGAUAACCCAGACAGGGACUGGCAGCCAUUCUGUUCUCUGCUUGUGUUAAGCCUUAUACCUCCUUGAGUAGAAGUCACAUAAUAAACAUUAACACGGCAGUGAAGAGUGCUCAGGUUCGAAUCCCCGUGACGGGGUGAGCUCCCGUUCCUCGGUCCCUGCUCCUGCCAACCUAGCAGUUCGAAAGCACAUCAAAGUGCAAGUAGAUAAAUAGAUACCGCUUCGGCGGGAAUGUAAACGGCGUCUCCGUGCGCUGCUCUGGUUAGCCAGAAGAGGCUUAGUCAUGCUGGCCACCUGACCUGGAAGCUGUACGCCGGCUCCCUCGGCCAAUAAAGUGAGAUGAGCGCCGCAAUCCCAGAGUCAGCCACGACUGGACCUAAUGGUCAGGGGUCCCUUUACCUUUUAAAGAGUGCUCAGAGCACUCCAUGCACAUUAUCUCAGGGAUAUUUGCAAUUGUUGGAUCAAUCCAUCAACCUCUGAUGGAUGAUUUAGAAGGACUGGGUCCGGCAUAACUUUCACUGCCUGUGUGUGCCAGGAUCUAUCCUCUGCAGAGUUGCAUCUCAAUGCAUCUCCUUCCUUGGAAGCGUCUUUGGGGUUGAAGGUACACAAAGUAGGCAAUAAACACUCAUGGACGCCAUAAAGAUUCAGUCAAGUGUAGAAGUUUACUUGACAGGCAUUAAAGCAUAUUGGUAGCAAAUAUAUACAGACAUUCACCCCUGCCGUGGUCAGAGUCUAACAAAAGUCCAAGACACACACUCUAUGCUUCUCUCACUGCAAGCAAGAGACUCACAACAAGUUACACAGAACCGUUGUUAUCAGCACUUCCUGUCACGCUGCGCAUUUCCAAAGAACAGUCCCCGCAGAAAAAGUCCUUGCAUAGACAAAACAAUCUCGGCCUUCUGCUGCUUCUUGAAACUUAUCCUCUGUUCCUCUCUGUUUCUGGAACAAAUAAUUCCCUCCCUCACACAGAGACAAUAUCCAACAGUAAUAACGUUGAAAGGCCGGUGAGAAUUUCUCCCCCCAUAUUGCAGCUCAGGGGUAGCUAACUUUUUUUAUCCUCAGGGCUACAUUAAAGGUGGUCCUGACUUUCAAGAGCUGGCGGGGGCAGGAGGUGGGGGGGGAGAUGCAAGAGGUUAAAGGUAAAGUUAAAAGGACCCCUGACCAUUAGGUCCAUUCAUGGCCGACUCGGGGGUUGCGGCACUCAUCUCGCUUUAUUGGCCGAGGGAGCCAAUGUACAGCUUCCGGGUCAUGUGGCCAGCAUGACUAAGCCGCUUCUGGCUAACCAGAGCAGUGCACGGAAACGCCAUUUACCUUCCCACUGGAGCGGUACCUAUUUAUCUACUUGCGCUUUGCCGUGCUUUCGAACUGCUAGGUUGGCAGGAGCAGGGACCGAGCAACGGGAGCUCACCCCGUCGCGGGGAUUCACUGACCUUCUGAUUGGCAAGUCCUGGGCUCUGUGGUUUAACCCACAGCGCCCUGAAAAUGGCUGGUGGGGGUGGGGAAAGAAGCCUAUCCACUCCCAUCAAUCAUAGAUCCAUGGUGUAACAGGGCCUUUUGGGGGGUGGGUGGGUAUAAUCCCAUCCCCACCGUUAUUGUGGGUGCACCUCCCCAUGCAAGUUAAUGGUAAGCACAAUCUCUCCAUUAAUUUGCAUGGGGUGUGUGGAAGAGGCUUUCCUCCUAACCUGCUAUGGGAAGGAAAUUGUGGACUGGCAGGCCACUUCGAAAGGCUUUUGUGGGCCCGAUCUGGUUCUCAUGUUCACCCUGCCUUACAGGAUAACUACCCCUGGAUAAUCUGAGCACGUUACUCUCCUUUUCAGACUGCAGAACACUGCGCCCCAACACAAAUGUGUUUUUAAUCCAUUUUCAGUGCACCAUAGAAAUUGUGUCUCCUGUUGCUGCUUCCCUUUUUCUCUUCAGCUAAGCUUUGAAAUUUUGGGGCUUUCCAGCUCACACUUUUAAGCUACUCCACAACACCAGCUCAACAAUCAAAUUGAAAGCCAAGGUUUGCCACUAGAUACUGUAAAUAACCGUGUUUAACGCAGUCUGAAGUAACGCAGACUGCCACAUUCACAAUCCCAGCAUGGAAGCAGGGUCUUCUCUUGUCGCCAGAUGUGGAGGUGAAAGAGCUCAAUCUAUCAGAUAUCAAUUCGGUUGACGGCAGCAAACUUUUAUUUUUACGCAUUUCAUUACAGCAUUUAGGUCAAAGCUAAGUUUCUCAGCCAAAGCUGAGAACAGAUACAUGAUGUCCAUGUUCCAUAGGCAAGUUUAGUACAUUCCUAAAUCUCUCACACUGAAAUUUAAGAGCCUUAAAAGUGCUUUACUUUUGGCUAGGCCUGACCCUGUACUAUUUUCUACAACACUUUUAAUAACUUGAGGACAGUGUGAUCAGUGUUCUAGAUCUCGCAGCGCAUGCUGUUUGGCUUGUCAGCAAGAGCACCAAAGUGAUAAGCUGGGUUUUUCCUCCCCCUUUUCUUUUUUUCUAGGCCCGUUUGUGACACACUUGAGCAUUUGCAGUUCAACAAGCGAAAGCUUGGAUUUAAAAGUUGAGCGCUUUCUUCCCAAAAGAACUGUGAAAGAGAAAGCGGAAGAGAAGGUGAAAGACGAUGACAGCGAUGAUGACGAAGAAGAAGAAAGGCAGAAGUCCAGCUAACUUGAGUGUUGCACAAAUGUCUAUCUUUCUCUCUGUACAAAACCCUUUUACAGAAGCAAAUCUGUGACAGCGUCCUAAUCUGUGUACAGGGGCCUUGCGGCAGUGCAAGACCUCCCAACUGUUCUCCUGUCAGGGCAUAAGGAAUUGGCAAUAAGAUGUAUUUUAAAAGUUUUUAUUGAGAGUCCAACCUGAUAUUUGGGGAGCCAAUUGUUUUAUGAAAAUGUCUUGCAUAGCAGCACCUCUCUCAGUUCAUAUGAGUAGUUGUACUGCCCUAUUCCCUUUGACUAUAAAUGAACAGUCAUUGUUCAAUUUGUGUGAGUGUGUAUAUGUCUUCGAAGGAGAUUUACAGAAGCCGUUCUGGUUUCUGAUUUGAUCCCUGAAUGUCCUGCUCUUCUUUAGGACAUCCAAAUGUUGGAGGGUAUGGAGUUAUGUGACCCCCAAGCCAAGGAAUGUAAAAUCUCUCCUCUCCCUUGUUACUCCAGUCAUUUGUGUAAUCAACAUAAGAAUUGAUUGCAUCAUUCCAAAUACAUGUUUGUUUGCUUGUUUUUUAAAAAACCCACUAGAUUCUGUUGUGGCCUCAUCAGUUGGUCUGUCUUUUUGUUUCUUAAUUUAGCACAUUGACACGUUACCAUGACAGAUUUCACGCAAGUGUCUGUCUAAACGCCCUCAUCCUGCAUGAAUUCCUAGGACAAUGCUAGCUGCUAAGAUCCAGCAUGAUCUUGAAGUCACUUGGAGACCUGAAUUCAGAUCCCACCCCAGGUCCACAAACUGGGUGUCAUUGGACAAACCAGUUUCUCAAUCUUGGUUCCUCUACUUUGACAUGUCUGGUUCUCUUAAAUCCUUACAAGAACUGGUCCGAGAGGUAAAAAAAAAAAUCUUGUGCUGCCACGAAGCAGAGGAGUAUAUGAAGAUCUGUGCUGGAUCAGACCAAAGGAUAAUCUGGUCUGGCUUCCUGUCCUCGCAGUGGCCAACCUGAUGUCUAUGAAAGCCCACAAGUAGAACAUGAGACCUAUAGUUGGUUCACAUGCUUGGUACUUGGGUUGGUUAGCAAUAAGAACACAAUUUAAAAACAAACGAUAAAAAUGUAAUAUUAAAGUAGGUAAAGGUAAAGGUACCCCUGCCCGUACGGGCCAGUCGUGUCCGACUCUAGGGUUGUGCGCCCAUCUCACUUAAGAGGCCGGGGGCCAGCGCUGUCCGGAGACACUUCCGGGUCACGUGGCCAGCGUGAC